AGGCUGUUUGUUCUUUGUUUGUAGCUUCUGCUUGGGGAUGUAAAUUGUGAGAAAGCUCAGAGAGGUUAUGUCGAGAAAGAACAGGCCCCAACGAGAGUCCACAAUGACAACAGAAAAUAUAAAAGAUGGAGUGAAACACCUUUUCUAAGAAUCCCUGGUCACAAUGGCAACUUUUACCAUGCACAGGAAGAUCACACCAUGGACCAUAAAUUACCACAAUUCCAAAGCCAAUAUCCCAGUAUUUCUGAAAUACAAAAUGCUAAGAGCCAAUUCAGCCACUUAAAACCUGGCUCAGCCUCAGUUACUCAAGAACGAAGUACUGUGGUGUACAACCGCUUUGGAAACAAAGCAUUCCCUUUCCCUAAUGGCAAGAACAUUCAUCAAGCAAACUCUGAUACUGCAUUACCUGCAGGUGGAUUUCAGGUUCCACCCCGUAUCUCUCAACCCAGAUUUAAGUCGAGGGCCUCCCUCUAUUCUCAUAGCAGUAACGUGAGUCCAAGGAUACAAGCCUUUAAGUCUAGUCUUAAACCCGAGUCAAAAAAGAUUCAUAUAAACCCCUCCAGACACAUUUUCCCCAAAAGCUUGAAUCCUGGCAGGACAACCUUGUUGCAAAGUGUUUUCAGACCCAUCGAUACAGGACACUCUCCUGGCAGCAAUUCAGCAGGAAAGGUUGAAACAUGGAUGUCUUUUCCAUCAUGGAGUCCCAGGGUCUCUAGCAGUGAGGGGAUAUCUGAAGCAAGAGGAUAUACCCAUGUGCGCCACCUCAAGCCUAGUGUUCCCAAAACACUGUCCCAAACCAGUUCUAAUGCAGGUAGAAAUGUCUUGGAAAGAACCUCUGUGAAAAGGAAUCCUGGCAGCCGGCGUCCUCCACCAACAGAUGAAGCACAAAUCGCUGCUCAUGGAGGCAAAUUUAAAUCUUUCCAAACACAUCCUAGAUAUGAUCUCCCUGCUCCCACCCCGUCAUCAGACAAUGAAACUGCUCCCAUUCAGACAUUUGCAGAGAUGACCCUCCCCCCUAGUUUGAACUCCACAGGUAUUACUUCAACAGUUGUUCCUCCAGUUACUGGAGAGUGGAGCACCAAGUCUGCUUCACCCAUGCCGACAGAGGGCCGAGAUGCAGAGUGUACACCUCAGGCAACGGUGACGGCCAGUCUGAAAUUAAAGCAGAAGUUGGAUCUUCCUUGGAACAAUACGUUGACAGUCUCUCCUCUAGAGCAGCAACCAGCAGACGAAGAAAAGAGCCCAGUGUUUUCUCAUAGUCUUCUAGAUGGAAAAGUCUCAUUUAAAUUGAAUAUAAAAUUAAUAACUUUUUUGCUUUAUUUCUGUUUUUUGUCUUUUCUUUACAUAAUGACUUUGCUAUAGUACACCAUCAAUCAUAAUUGAUCAGUUUGGCGGUAAGCUAAACAAUUUGAGUAACUUAUAGUUAUGACAUUUUAUUUAUGAUCUAACAAACUUAUUAACAUGCAAAAAGAUUUACUGUAAAGUCAUAUUUUUCAUAUUAUUGUAGUAAAGCUGCCUAUUUAUAACUUAGCCAAUAUGAAGUAGUGUGAAAUAUUUGAACAGUUUUUCUGUCUGCACUAUUGUCAUCAAAUUGUGCAUAACUGUAUCUACGUUUCCCCCCAGAAUCAGGCUGACAUUAUUUGGAAACUUUGUAAUCUUUACUAAACAUUUUAAAUAAGAUUUUUUUAAUACUGUAUGUUUGGCUGCACAUCACUUUGAUUGGUGGUGACUUAACCACCGUGGGCCAGCGGGGUUAAGAAGGUUAAACCGUUGUCUAAGUGUUAAACUGUUGUAAAAGGUUUAUAAGUUAUUAAGAUCUUCCAUCAAAACUACAAAGUACCUGAAGCUAGCUAAAUGUAUAACCAGCAUUCUCUUAAGAAACCGUACAUUUUCUUUAUCAAACUAUUCCUUUACCAGCAGUCCUAUUACACAGAGGACGUUCCUAUUAUUGCCAUUAGUAUAAUCAUAAGUAUUGAUAAUUCUAAAUGAAUAGUCAUAAAUUAAACUUUGAGGACAUCUUGUGGUUUUCACCUGGAAGUGCAUGUGCUUCUGACUCUGCCCGGCCCCUUCUUUACGUCACCUAACGUCACCAGGAAGUCCACAGAAACCAAGGCGGCGACAUGGCAGAAUACAGAGACCCACACUGUGAUGGAGCUGCUGACGAGAUGCCCGAGCUCUCUGACGAUGAGGACAUUGAGGAUGAUGGAGAGCAGUGGAUGGAGGAGGAGGAGGACAGUCAGCCAGUUAAAGUUACCUGUCUGUUCUGUGACAUGUUGCUGAGCUCUGUGACUGCCACCCUGCAGCACUGCACAGCUGAGCACCAGGUCAAUCUUGUCGACGUGAUAAGAAAACACAGUUUAGAUGACUACGGUUACAUAAAGAUGAUCAACUACAUACGGUCAACAAAAAGUGACGCAUCCUGCCUGACGGGGCUGCCAGACACUCCCUUACCCUGGGAGAGCGAAGACUUCCUGCGACCUGUCCUACAGGACGACCCCCUGCUGCAGAUAGACCCUGAGGAGCUCUGUGAGGGUUCGUGCCUGCCGUCUGGGGCCGAGUCCCAUGAUGCAGUGCAGCGGAGGGAACAGGCCGUUGAGGAGAGAGUCCGUAGGUCAGAGGAGGCGCUUGCCAGAUCCGUGGAUGACCUGCACAAACUCCAGCUGCUGGUUCAGGGUUUGGUGAUGAACGCAGAAACCAGCAGAUCUGGAAACCUGGGCACUGUGGCCGAGCUCAAAGAGGACGAGGACGAGGCCUACUUCAGCUCCUACGGCCAUUAUAGUAUCCACGAGGAGAUGCUGAAGGAUAAAGUGCGCACGGAGAGUUACCGCGACUUCAUGUACCGCAACCCUGAAGUGUUCAGAGACAAGGUGGUGCUCGAUGUGGGCUGUGGGACUGGCAUACUGUCCAUGUUCGCUGCCAGAGCUGGAGCCAAGAAGGUCAUAGCAGUCGACCAAUCAGAAAUCAUCUAUCAGGCCAUGGACAUAGUCAGGUCCAACCAGCUGGAGGACAAGAUCACUCUGAUCAAAGGGCGCAUAGAAGACAUCAAGCUCCCUGUGGAGAAGGUGGACAUCAUCAUCUCAGAAUGGAUGGGUUACUUCUUGCUGUUUGAGUCCAUGCUGGACUCUAUCCUGUAUGCCAGAGAUCUCUACCUGGCUGACGGUGGAUCAGUCUAUCCAGACCUUUGUAACAUCAGCCUGGCAGUAGUUGGAGACACACAGAAGCACCAAGAACGCAUUGCAUUCUGGGAUGACGUGUAUGGCUUCAACAUGGCAUGCAUGAAGAAGGCUGUGGUGCCCGAGGCUUCGGUGGAAGUGGUGAACGAAGACACACUCAUCUGCGAACCUACCGUUAUACAGACGAUUGACUGUAACAACGUGUGUCUGUCUGAGCUGGAGUUUGCAUCAGAUUUCUGCUUGAAGAUAACAAAAACCUCAGACUGCACGGCAAUUGUCGGCUACUUUGACAUUUUCUUUGACAAAGGCUGCAGCAACAAGGUGAUGUUCUCCACGGGUCCUCAGGUCACAAACACGCACUGGAAACAGACGGUUUUCCUACUUGAGAAGCCUUUCUCUGUCCAAGCAGGAGAGGAGCUCCAGGGAAAGAUCACCGUGCGUAAAAACAAGAAGGACCCUCGCUCCCUGUUUGUCACCUUUGAACUCCGAGACAGGAAGCUGACUUACAACCUGCAAUAACGUCAGCCAUCGCAUGGUACAACAUCCAACAAAUGUAGCCCAAUUUUUAACUGACCAUUCAUGUAAUCAGGAUUGUUUCUGUGCCUUGUAAUAAAAACCAUAACCUAUGA
This is a messenger RNA of Cottoperca gobio, 3802 nucleotides long. RefSeq names its product protein arginine methyltransferase 3 (gene prmt3). The record is from RefSeq and is a predicted model, not a curated record. NCBI's taxonomy places the organism in Eukaryota, Metazoa, Chordata, Actinopteri, Perciformes, Bovichtidae. Gene Ontology annotation, molecular function: histone methyltransferase activity; protein-arginine N-methyltransferase activity. Gene Ontology annotation, cellular component: nucleus. Gene Ontology annotation, biological process: peptidyl-arginine methylation, to asymmetrical-dimethyl arginine; chromatin remodeling.